AUGGCACCCACCGAGCAGAAGAUCUGGAUCGUCAACGAGAACCCGACGCACGAGGUGCAGCCGGACACGUUCCGCCUCGAGACCCGCCCCAUCCCCGAGCUCAAGGACGGCGAGGUCCUCGUCCAAGUCGAGUUCAUCUCCAACGACCCCGCCCAGCGCGGCUGGAUCCAGAAGGGCUCCGACCCCGACCGCGCCUACGUCAAGCCUGUGCGCGCCGGCGAGCCCAUGCGCGCCUCCGGCAUUGGCAAGAUCCUCGCCUCCAAGAGCUCCAAGUGGAAGGAGGGCCAGCGCGUCUACGGCUACUUUGGCUGGGCCGACUACGUUGUCGUCCCCGAGGCCGGCGUCGUCAUGGAGGCCAUCGACCUCCCCGGCGUGACUGCCGCUUCGCUCUCCAUCCUCGGCAUGGUCGCCGUCACGGCGUACCAGGGCAUCUUCGAGGUCCUCGACUGCAAGCCUGAGCACACCGUCCUCGUCUCGGGUGCUGCGGGUGCCGUCGGCUCCGCGGCCAUCCAGUACGCCAAGCACAUUGUCGGUGCUAAGCGCGUUGUCGGUAUUGCCGGCGGUGCCGAGAAGUGCAAGUGGGUCGAGAGCCUCGGUGCCGACGCCUGCGUCGACUACAAGGACCCCAACUUUGCCGCCAACCUCAAGGAGGCGCUCCAGGGCUACGCCGACCGCUACUUUGAGAACGUUGGCGGUGACGUCCUCAACGCCGCUUUCCGCCUCAUCAAGCGCUACGGCAAGAUCGGUAUCUGCGGCAUGAUUUCGGGCUACAACGGCAAGGUCAUCCCCCUCCCCAACUUCUUCGAGGUCAUCUCGAACCGCAUUACCAUCGAGGGCUUCCUCGUCCUCGACGUCGUCGACCGCUACGGCGACAUUGUCAAGAAGAUCGCCGGGUGGGCCAAGGAGGGCAAGAUCAAGCUCGACGACGCCGAGACUGUCGUGCCCACCAAGAUCGACGACAUUCCCAAGACGUGGCAGCGCCUCUUCCGUGGCGAGAACCGCGGCAAGCUCGUCACCCAGCUCGUCGCGUAA
Messenger RNA from Cutaneotrichosporon oleaginosum, 1032 nucleotides. RefSeq lists its product as uncharacterized. Lineage: Eukaryota; Fungi; Basidiomycota; Tremellomycetes; Trichosporonales; Trichosporonaceae. The record is from RefSeq and is a predicted model, not a curated record. Gene Ontology annotation, molecular function: oxidoreductase activity, acting on the CH-CH group of donors, NAD or NADP as acceptor.